AUGAUUCAGGCUUUCAAGAAGGAGGAUUAUGCAAAAGUAAGUGAAAUAAUCCAUAAUUUUCUUCAGCGAAACGAUGAAAGCCAGGAUCAAACAGCAGAUGAUAUUUUUUCAACAAAUGUAAAUUUAAGUGUAAUAUCUUCUGUUUUCUGGACAUUUAUCAAUAUUUCAAAAAAUUCGCCCUAUGAAACCCGCAUUAAACUACUUGGGAUUGCUAUUGUAAGUAGGUAUCCAACAAUUGUUCCUUAUUUCUUGUUAACAAUGGAUAAAAACGAUUGGAGCUCUAUGGGCAUUACAAAUAUCAAAAGCUUCAUGAAUUAUUUCAAGUCAUUUUAUCAAAGCAGCAGUUUUAAUCAAAAUCAAUUUUUCAAAGAUUGUCCUGAAGGUUUUGCACGACUUUUACUCUCUAUUUACAAUGGUAAGUAUGAUGAUUUAGUCCAAAUAUGCGGCGGAUACAGAAUAGAUCCAAAUGUAGCUCUUGAUAUUGUUUUCGAAGUUUUCGAUUCAAAUCCAACCAAUGACAUUUUCAACCUUAUCAAGCAAUUUCCGUCACUCAGAGUUUAUCAAUUCCUCUUACAUCGUAUGAAAACUCAAUUUACAGCCGGUGUCAGCAGAAUCGUUGGUUAUUUUUACGAAAAUGAAUUGUUUAACGAUAAGUUUCUUCUUUCCCUAUAUACUACUCAAAAAGAAGCCUUCUUUGGCCUUUAUAAAUAUUAUCAACAAUCAGCAAAACGAUUUUGCGAUGAACUGAUGAAGCCAUUGACAAUAUUUCCAGGUGAAUCCAAGGAAAGUUCAUACAAAGCUUCAUAUAUCGAAGCUAGAAGAAGAUUUAAUGAAGCCAAAGACGUAAUUGAGUCAUUUCCGUUAUUUUUGAUGCUCAAGAAGCUUGAAGGUGAUGAUUUCAUCCAUGCUUUGAAGGUCCUUUCCAAAUUUGAUCCAUGCCAAAUAGAAGGAAUCCUUAAUUCCGUCAAAAAGAUAGUUUUAGACUCUUUGGAGACAGAAAAUCUGAAAUAUGACCUCUUAAUUUAUCUUGGAGGUCAUGAAUGCGAUCCAAACUUCGUCAAUAUGAUUUUGGAUAUUCCAGACUUGGAUCCAAUGAUUUAUUCAUACUUCAUUCUUCCCGCUAUCGCCAUGAGUGAUGUUCCAUGGCAGUUGUCAGUCAAACUCUUUGAAAAUCUCAAAUCCAGAUUCACAUUUGCCCAAAGACGCGAAAUCUACGACAAUUUCGACAAAUUCCAAUCCGUAUGUGUCGAACAGAUGCUCAUUGUCUCGAAUACAAUCAGAAAGAUCUCAUUCACAAUGAGAAGAGUCACAAAAGACACAGCUUCCAAAUUUGCUCCGAAAUUUUCAAGAUUAAUGCUGCGAUCUCCCGAAAAAACAGCUCGCGGACUUAUAGAAUUCAUUGGCGACAAAGUACCAUACGACAAUGACACCGUUAUCAAUUUAGUCUCUUGUUUAUCCCCUCUUUCUUACGAUAUGUUACUUGGCACUUUUCUUCGAUCGAUUGACCAAAAACUCAUUGUUGCAGCAGGAAAGAACGUCAGUGACUGGCCACAGGACAUUGCCACGUUCUUAUCCAAUGUCUUCAGAGCUAACUAUAAGGAUAUGGACUUGCCAGCGUACGUAAAUAUCCUUCACACUGGAAUUGUAAAUAUGUCUACGGCCCAUGUUUGUUUGUUUGGUCGGUUGGUCGAACGUAUGUGCGGUGUAGAGUAUAGGGGAAAUUUGACUCCGCAGCAGUAUAAUGAGAGAUAUGCUGAUAACUACUUGAACACUAAGCGUCGUGUGUUGACUGAUGAUGUAAGCGCGAGUGAAUCUUUCACAAGAAGAUCGAAAUACAUGAAGGAUUGCUUGCAUGAGAAUGAUAUCGGUGUGAAAAUAAUUGCGGCAUUGGAUGUAAUGAAAAGACAAUUGCCUUCUCUCUCGGAAACAGAUUCUUUAUCUGAUAGACUUGAUCAAAUCCAGUUUACCAUAAUAGAAAGCUGUGAACCGAUGGAUCUGAUGGCAAUGAAGAUCAUGCCGAAUGAAAUUAUCGAAGAACAUGGCUUAUCUUUGGAAUGUGCUUUUCAUUUAGCAAGACAAUCAUGCACAGAAGAGUCUGCUCGCCAGUUGAGUCCUCCAGAGAUUCCAUCUGAUUUAUUUGAGAUGUUUUGGAGACUGUCGCCAAGCGAUUUCCACGUUCCAAACAAAUUUGUCGACAAAGUCAUCCAAGACUGGCAAGAAAGAGCCUCCAAAGUUGCUGACAAAGCAGUAAUCGACAUGAAUAUCGCUAUCCUAACAGCCAGUCGCGAAAGACAACAAAAGAGGUCGGAUAAGAAUUACGAAAAAAUGAGAGAAAGAGGUACGGAAUGGUUCAAAGAUGACAACGACUACUGGAAUUUCGUCAAAUUAUGCGUCAUUCCCCGUACAUUAUUCUCAGAAUACGAUGCAGUCUUCUCCGCCUUCUUUGUUAACGCUCUUUUCCAUACCGUUGAGCAUAUUGACGUCAUGAAACUGUUAAAUGCCGUACUUAGGAACUUGCAUUUCAUAGUUUAUUCAAGUACAAUCGAAGAAGCUCACAGUUUUGCGAUUUUCAUUGUCAAAGUACUUAAAAGUAUCAGGUACAUGGAAGAAAGAGAGGAAAUAAACAAUAUUUUCCUUGACAAAUUGAUGAUAUUGUUAAGAAGACUCGAAAUCAACUGUUUGUUGAAUACAAUCGAAGUCUGUUACACAGUAUCCAAGGAAUUCCCUGAAAAAGAAGAACAUUUCGAUGCAAUUUUCGCUGAAUUAGAAGAAAUUUCCAAAGAAUACGAUCCACCACCUGAAAUUUUGAAGCUGAAAAUGAUUUCAUACACGAAUCAGCUCAAAGUCAUCAGGGAACAGAAACAAGCCAAGCGAAAGGAGAAAGAAGAAAAAGAGAAAGCAGCGAAAUCCGAAAUUGCAAAAGAAGAAACGAGACAAGCGAGAGAAAAAGCAGCGAAAGAAGAGGAAGAAAGAAGGAGAAGACAGAAAGUUGAUGCCAGAAGAAGUGGUCCACACAUUGAUGACAAGAGAAGAUCUGCUCCUCCUCCAAUUGACGACAAAGGAAGAAGAUACUCCA
Messenger RNA from Trichomonas vaginalis G3, 3076 nucleotides. RefSeq names its product mRNA transport. The record is from RefSeq and is a predicted model, not a curated record. The transcript has a single exon. Gene Ontology annotation, biological process: mRNA processing; mRNA export from nucleus. The annotation marks the transcript as partial. NCBI's taxonomy places the organism in Eukaryota, Parabasalia, Trichomonadida, Trichomonadidae. Gene Ontology annotation, molecular function: mRNA binding. Gene Ontology annotation, cellular component: THO complex part of transcription export complex.